AUGAUACUAAUUAUAGAACUUGACUUGAGAAAUGUAAACGUCUAGGAUUUAUUGGAUGACAAUAAGCUGAAUAAUAUCUUAGCUGGAAAUGGCAAUUUGAACAGCUAUUAAUAGCAGAAUUAUAAUGCGAAUUAGUAUCAGAAUCAGCAAAAUGUGGGAGGUAGAAUCAAUUCCCAAAGAUAAUUAGGGUAAUAGCAGCAGCAAUAACUAGCAAAUUACCCAUUAAUGUAAUAAUAGCAGAACUACAUAGGCAACAAUAACUCCUAACAGCAGCCAAUCUAAAUACCUAAGUCAAGUCUAUCUUAAUAGUAAUAUUAACAGCAAGUAAGAAAUAUGUAAUCGUAACAAGAAUUAAGAGAUGCUGCUCAAGACUUUAGAGUACCCCCAAGGCCAAAGAAGUAAAAAAAGGAUAAAUUAAAAAAUACUUAGAAAAAUAUUGCUGAUAUCCCCAAGCCCCCAUCUCAAAAUUAGAAUAAUAAAAGAAACCCACAAGUCUAUUAAUCUUAGCAGCCGCCAAAGAACAGUAACAAUGGAAAUAUGGAUCAAUAGUAGAUUAAUGAGAAGCCAAUAUAUUUCUUGGGGGCUGAUAUGAACGAAAAAGAUCCAAACUUUGACCCAGCUGUACAAGAGGACUUGAUAGAUGAUGAAACAUUGAAGAAAAUUGAGGAAUUCAAGUAGAAAUACCUUGAAAUGAAGAGUAAAGCUGAGGAUGCAGAGUAGGAUUUGGCUUACUCUGCUAUAAAAGUUGAUGAGAUAGUUCAAAAAAUAAAGGACCUUGAAGCGAAGAAAAAUGAAUUCAAAGAUGAGCUUGUGAAUGAGACUAGAUAAAAUGCAGAGUUGAGAAGAAAAUUAGCUGACUUAGAAGAUGAUAAGAUCACACUAGAGCAGUAAUUAGAAACAGGCUUUAAGCCUUCUCGUGUGACUAAGUUAAAAGAGGUUAAUCUUUAGAAGCAUAAGCAAUUGAUGGAGGAGAAAGCUAGACGUGAAAGAGAGUCAAUGAAGAAAUAGGUGCUGAUUGGUAUUGAUUUUGUGGGCUAGAAAGAUGAUCUCAAGGUACUGAUUGCAUCAUAAAAAGGAAAGUGCAGGGCUUGUUUUGAAAGACUUAAAUUGAUGAUUCAUAAACUUACACCUUUGCUUAAAGACAUCACCAAUAUAUCACUGUUCGUACUUAUUGGUAUUUUUAUGUGCCUGUUCAAGUGGGUUCAAUUCGAUUUAAUAAAGAAAGAGAGAAGCUUGUAUGAAGAUUCCAAGAAAAAGUUCUCGAGGCUAUUCUUUAAUAUGUGGGAUUGGUCUACUAAUAAUAACUAUGAGAGUCAUCAAUUGAGAAAUGCAGUUCGGUUGGAUAUAAAGAUUCAUUUAGAUGAAGAUAAAAUCAAAGAGCACAUCAAGAAGAGAAAGCCAUUUGAAACCACUAAACUUUUCAUAAGAAGAAUCAUUACACUUGCCAUUUCAGUUCUGAUUUUGAUCACUGGUUGGGGUUUAAUCGUAAUGGUCAAUCUCUAUGAUGAUGACAUUACUGCAUAUAUUAAAGGCUUCAAUAUUAUCAAGUAUAUAGCCUCGUUCUUUUCAUCUGUGUGCCUCUCUAUUAUAAAUAUAGUAGUACCUAUCAUGAUUAAAAAGAUUACCAACUUAGAAGCUUGGGAUUUUCAAGAUUAAUUGAUUAAACAAUAAGUUUGGAGGAUGUAUCUGGCAAAGAUUAUCAAUUUUUCGAUUUUUGUUAGUAUAAAUCUGGAGUUGGUUUCAUCAACUACUUGGUUUAGAAAUACUUCAGUUACUAAUUUUAACGAGAAUGGACAGAAUUUCGAUUGUAAAGAAGACCAACUUAUUACUGAACUUGUUUUGAAAAUGAUCAUUCCCUUUUUAAAAGCACUUGGUGAAAGAUUUUACUUUGGUUUAAUGAAAGGGAGAAGAUAAUGGCAGCCUGAAUACCUUCUCUCAGAUGAUAUUGUGUGGCUUCUCUAUUUCUAAGCAAUUAUAUGGGUCACCUUGAUUUAUUAUCCAUUUAUUGCUCUUGUUACUCCUAUAAUCCUGUAUGUGAUGUUUAAGCAUUGCUAUUUUGUUUUGAGAAAGUUUAAAUCUAAGCCAAAGAAGUCUUCAAAUGCCAAUCGGAGUGAUAGUCUUGUUUAUGGCAAUGGGCAUCUAGCAUUAACAGUGGAUAAGUGUAAUAAUAUUGCUAUUUUUGAUAAUAAUUAGGAUUCAAAGCAACUGUGUGGACCAUAUCCUUCAGGAAUAUAUGGAUAAUACAGUAUAGAAUAGUAGAUAAAUAGAAGUGAAAUAGCUAGCUAUAUCUAUGAAAUUGUGAAAUUUUAUCCAUUCCUUUGGCUUGGUGGAAUAUUGCUUUUGACUUUGAUGCUUUUCAAAAGAAAUCAUUCAAAUUUACUUAAAGAUUUUGUCGCAAAUAAAGAUUAUGUACGAUUAUUUGUGAUUAUUAAACUUGAUAAUUUAGGAAUACUAAUUGUAAAUCGAAGAGUUGCAAAAAAGUAUAACUAAACUCCAAAGGAAGAUUGA
Molecule: messenger RNA, 2508 nt
Organism: Stylonychia lemnae
Lineage: Eukaryota; Ciliophora; Spirotrichea; Sporadotrichida; Oxytrichidae
Source: the annotation of a GenBank genome assembly